AUGACUUCAUCGCUGGAAAUAAAGAAGAAGAAAAUGUCAACCGAAGUGCGCAUCAGUAAGACUAAGAAACGCGGUCAUAAGAGACGCGGUCAUCGUAACAGGAACGAGAAGGAGCCGAUUGUUGACGAGGCAGCGGCGAAGCAGGGCAGCAAGUCCACGGUUCGCAGCCAGCGCAGCAGUCGUGCUCGGAACCGCUCGAAGCCGGUGCCCAAGGACGUGGCCGAGCCGCUGCAGCAGCCGGUGCCCAAGGACGUGGCCGAGCCGCAGCAGCAGCAGCCUGCGUUGGUAGCAACCACUCGAAGCCAUCACAAAUCGUCUAAGAGCAAAUUUGUUCCUGCUCAGGAAGCGUCGACCCGACCACUUAAAGAAAAAAGCGCGCAGCCUCAGCGGAAGCCGUCUGCUCGCCGGCGCCACAAGUCAAAGAAGGCUGCAGAUUCUUCACACUUGGUUACACUCCAAGACGCAUUGGCUAUGGCCGCUGCUGUCGUGACAAUACCGCCACCCGUGCUCACUCAAGAACACGUGGCGAAGCCGUCGUGUGCGUCGUGUGGCGGUGGACCGGCCGUAGGCUCGGUCGUACCACGUAUCCUCUGCGCAGUCUCGGUCGGAGUUCUUCUGGUGAGCGCAUUCACCGCCAGUAUGCUGGCAGCCAGCACAACCGAGCCGCCGACGCCGUGCAGAUCCGAGGGCUGCCUGUAUCAUGCGUAUCGCCUCGCAUCCGCCUCCAACAGAACAGCGGACCCAUGCGUAGACUUUUACGCCUACGUCUGUGGCCGGUGGCAGGCAUCCCAUGAGGGAGCUCGGAGUCAGGCAGAGGACGCUGCCAUGGCGCUAGCGGUGGACGUGAUCAGCAGCCUCGAGCGACCUUUGGCCAGCAACAGAGUCGUUGGAAACCUUGUUUCGACAUGCGUCGCAAAUAAGAUUGGCGUCAGUGCAGAUGCAUUCAUUGGUGUCGCCAAGCUUCUGGGCCUUCCCAUGUUCACAAAAGACAAAUUUUCAGGCCACCCGAUGGAGCAUCUCGUCCGUCUCUGCCUUCGGUGGAACCUAGACCUAGUUUUCGGCUUGCGAGUCGUCUCUGACAACCGCAAACCUUUCCUUUUGCUCACGAGACACCGGAAGCAUGUGGUACCGGAAGUACGCAGUGCUGCUAGGCGCUACGCUCGGACACACGUCCGAAAACACAUCAACGCAUUUGCCAGUGCCAAUAUGCAGCUGUUGCGUGCCGUACAAGAAGGUCUCUUCAACGCCGUGAAUUUCGAGCGAGAAGACCAGACAUUACUCACACUGGCCAACCUAACCAUGGCCACGACAUCAGUUCAAGAGUGGGUGACAUUUCUGAACGCCCACAGUAGUAGCAAGCAAGUGUUCGAUGAAAACAGCCUAAUUGUACUAGAGAACGUCGGCAUGGUGAAGAGCCUUGAUGGCGUUCUGACCAAGUACAAACGAGAGGAUGUCGUUGCCAGUGUUUGCUGGGUGUUUGUGGAAGAGUAUCUGUGGCUCUUGACAGACCUGCGCUCCAAUGAUUCACACGCGACAGCAAAGGAAACGUCGGAUAUGGAGAGCGACUCCAGACUAUUGCAAAGGCACAGACCUGCAGCGUGCCUAGCCUACGUGGAUACUUUUCUAGGACUACUCAGUGGUGCUAAUCACAUUAAGGACACCUUUCCGGAAUCAUCGCAAAGGCAGCUAAAUGAAAUCUUCGAGAGCAUCGAUAAUGAACUGAUUAUUCUCGCCAACGCAUCCACCUGGAUAGACGCCAAAACAAAGGAACGCGUGGUGGCAAAGGUUAGAAAAGUGCAGCGAGACGUAUGGCCCGAAGUCACAGUUUUAAGCAUCGAAGCGCUCCUCGCUCUCCAUAGCAAGAUGCGAACUUCGAAGCAUGACAAUUUUCUUGCUGUCUUUUCCAAUUCGAGGUCACUCCUUGGCAACGAGCGUUAUUCGGACGUAUUAUUCAGGAACCUGAAGUCUACACCCUUAGGAAAUGCCGGCUACAUUUACCACGUGAAUCGCGUUCUUAUGUCUGUUGCCGCCAUCGGAGCUCCCUUCUUCUAUCCGCACACGCCAAGCUCCGUGAACUACGGAGGUCUCACUUCUGUAUACGCCACCCAGUUGCUGCGCCUCCUGGAUAAUACUGGGGUGACGUACAGCUCCAAUGAUAGUGGCACGUUGUGGAUGAAAGAAAGUAUCAUGGAGUACAAUCAGAGAGCAGACUGCCAGAUGGCAGACGUGCAGAGAGUUGACCACGUGCCACUGCUUCCUUUCCUGCCAGCGUUGGAAGUUGCGUAUGCUGCCUUCUCAAGACAACCUGGCCAAGAUAUUACAAUUGACGCAGAGGAAUUGGGACCCACGUCAGGUGCCAGGUUAUUCUUCAUGAGCUAUUGCCACGCGCUGUGUGGUAAAGAGCGGAGUGGCGGAGCUGAGAAAUGCAACUUCCCUCUGCGCAAUUUUCUGCCUUUUGCAGCUACUUUUGACUGUUCCCCAGGGACGUGGAUGUCCGGUGGGAAGUGCUCAUUUUUUGGAGCCUAA
This is a messenger RNA of Dermacentor albipictus, 2526 nucleotides long. RefSeq names its product neprilysin-2-like. Gene Ontology annotation, cellular component: plasma membrane. The record is from RefSeq and is a predicted model, not a curated record. Gene Ontology annotation, molecular function: metalloendopeptidase activity. Lineage: Eukaryota; Metazoa; Arthropoda; Arachnida; Ixodida; Ixodidae. Gene Ontology annotation, biological process: protein processing.